Molecule: messenger RNA, 885 nt
Organism: Dendronephthya gigantea
Lineage: Eukaryota; Metazoa; Cnidaria; Anthozoa; Malacalcyonacea; Nephtheidae
Product: pre-mRNA-splicing factor SPF27-like
Exons: 8
Coding region: 10-642 (210 amino acids)
Biological process (GO): mRNA processing
Cellular component (GO): catalytic step 2 spliceosome; precatalytic spliceosome; Prp19 complex
Source: RefSeq, a predicted model, not a curated record
UUUUCCAACAUGGCGGCCGCAAGUUACGAAGUGACGCCUGAUGCUUUACCUUAUUAUGACCAAGGCUACGAGGAACCCGAAGUUCGAGAGAUGGUGAAUCAGUUGAUAGAUGAGGAAACAAAAAGAUACAGAGGGUCGAAGAAGUAUCUAGAACACCUACCACCUGUUGUCUAUGACAAAUUUUUGACACCGAUACUGAAGAAUGAGUUUGACAGAAUAAGUAAGCGACAACCGAUGGAUUUAUUAAGUAUGAAAAGAUAUGAACUUCCUCUUCCAUCAACUGCACAGAAGAAUGACCUAACAGCUUGGCAAGAGGCUGUAAAUAAUUCUUCAGCACAAUUAGAGCAUCAGGCAACAAGGAUCUGUAACCUGGAGUUAUUAUCAACUUAUGGUGGUCAGGCAUGGAGAAUGCACAAUGAUGUUAUAAUGGCAAUGCUGCAGGAACAACAGAAGAAGUUAUUAGACAUUAGGAAAGAAAUCCAGCAAAUCAACUGGCAACGAAAAAGUGAACAAACCACUGCGGGAAAGGAUUUGCGAAAUUUAGAACAAAGUUGGAUUGGUCUUGUGAGCAAGAACUACGAAAUCGAACGGGCAUGCGCAGAUCUGGAAGCGGAAAUCGAGAAAAUGCAGAUGAAGGCUUAAAACGUUGAUGGUUAUAAUCAUGCCGAGUCCAACAGCUUUUACUUGCUUGUGAAAGUGAGAAGCCGACGACAGAAAAUAGGUCCAACGAAAGACAACCAUAUGUGUUGUUGUUUUUUAUGGUCGGAGUCUCAGAGAAUUAUCUUUCGCCAAAAAGUCUCAGUUAUUCUGUCAAUAUGCUGCGUUGUUGUUCUUGUAUUUUUAAAUACAACUACUGUAAAGAUGUGAAUUAAAUUUUGAAAUACG